GACGCGUGCGUGAGUAGUUCCCUCUCCUCUCCGUCCUGCGUCUUGCCACUCGUUUCCAGGACGUGCGGAUGUGCCGCUCGAUCCCCGGUGUCUCCCGUGUCUCCCGUGGCGCACGACACGCCGGUCGCCACGCCUUCAGGGACGCACACCUCUCUCCGUCGGGUGUCGGGAACCUGUCCGGUUCAACCAGCUCCUGUCAGCCGACAUUUGCCCACUUUCACCCAUCAGACCGGGUCCGGCUCCACUUCGCCCAUCGAUGCCAGCCGAGCGCGCUGCUCUGCUCUGCGCGCAUUCGUUUGGGAAUACCCGUAGCGGCGGUUUUUAAUUGAUUCGACACCGGAUACCAGUUGGACCAGAGAUGGGGAUCAAAGUGUAGUGCGGACGGGAAUGCCCCAGACUGUGUGCUCAGGCACCAUGUUCACCAGUUCCAGUGGCUUCAGCCCCCAUCUGGCCUGUGCUGAGCCUGGGGAGGAGGAAGAGGCCCCACAGGAGGGCCCGGGGCCUGGUGCUUGCCUGGCUGAUGGCCCCCCGAUCACCUCCGCCUCCCUGGACACCCUGAUCCAUAACCUGGUGCCCACUGCUGAUUACUACCCCGAGAAAGCCUAUGUGUUUACCUUCUUGCUGAGCGCCCGUCUGUUCAUCCCCCCCCCGGAGCUGCUGGCCAGGGUGUGUGAGCUGUGCAUCAAGCAGCAGCAGCUGGAUCAGAGCCCACUGGAUACGGCCAAAGUGCGCAAGUUUGGUCCCAAGAUCCUGCAGCUGCUGACCGAGUGGACGGAGACAUUCCCGUCUGACUUCAGGGACGAGAAGAUGGUCGGGCACCUCAAGGACAUCGUCCACAGGAUCGCUCCCUGUGAUGAGGCGUACUGGAAAACCCUGAACCAGGUGUUGCAGAAGCUCAGCCAGCGACUGGCCCUCAUGAGCCAGGGGGAGGAGAGCAUCCUUAAGGUCUCCCUCAACGCCUCCUCCAUCUCUGACAAGCUGGUUGCCUUCAAAACGAAGCCCCCGCACAUCCAGAAGGACAUGCUCUCCAUCUGCAACGACCCGUACACACUGGCUCAGCAGCUCACCCACGUGGAGCUGGAACAUUUGAGUCAUAUCGGGCCGGAGGAGUUUGUCCAAGCCUUUGUUCAGAAAGACCCGCUGGAUGGAACUCAGCCGUGCUUCGGGGACCAGAAGAAAAAAACCUUCAACCUGGAGGCUUACGUCAGAUGGUUCAACAGACUGUGUUACCUGGUGGCUACUGAAAUCUGCAUGCCAGCAAAGAAGAAGCAGAGGGCCCAGGUGAUAGAGUUCUUCAUCGAUGUUGCAAGGGAGUGUUUCAACAUUGGAAACUUUAACUCCCUCAUGGCCAUCAUCUCCGGUAUGAACAUGAGCCCCGUGUCACGGCUGAAGAAGACUUGGGGCAAAGCCAAGACUGCCAAGUUCUUCAUUCUUGAGCAUCAGAUGGAUCCUACGGGGAACUUUUAUAACUACAGGACCGCUCUGAGGGGGGCCGCCCAUCGCUCCCGCACCGCCAACAGCAACAGAGAGAAGAUUGUGAUUCCUUUCUUCAGUCUGCUGAUCAAAGACAUUUACUUCCUGAAUGAAGGAUGCGCCAAUCGGCUUCCCAGCGGCCACGUCAACUUUGAGAAAUUUGUGGAGUUGGCGCGGCAGGUCCGGGAGUUCAUGACAUGGAAAAAGGUGGAGUGCCCAUUUGAGGAGGACCGCGCCAUCCUACACUACCUCCACACGGCCCCCAUCUUCAGCGAGGACGGACUCUACCUGGCAUCCUAUGAGAGUGAGAGUCCAGAGAACCAGGUGGAGAAGGACAGAUGGAAAGCACUCAGGUCCAACAUCCUGGGAAAGACAUGAGACGCUGACGGCACAUGACCAGCGAGAAAGCACGUGUUCUCAUUGCACUAAAAGGAACUGAAGUAACCUAGCUGGAACUUAGGUGUUUUUCUAUGAAGAAAAUUUGAAGAAAAAAAGAUACUUGAUGAACAGGAUUCAUCAAGAAGAAGAAAAAAAAAAGACAAAAAGUGAAUUACAAAGGUUAAGCUAUGGGAAUGAUGGGGUCCAGUAUGUAGGAGAGGGAUACUGCCUCGCCUCCCCCUUCCCUCCAUGUGUGUUUACUCUGUGAAGAUAUGUUUACUGCUAUGGAAAGUACAGUUACAGGGAAAACCACUUUAUAUAAUGAAAAUCCUACUGAUUGUGGUUUUUGUAUUUGGUCCUCUCCCCUUUUCUCUCCCUUUAUCUCCGCCUUUGGUCCAAAGCCUUGUCCGGGUCCUUGAUGUGACGCCGUCCCCUCUCUGUGUGUAACGUACUGUAAUGAAACUUUCAAUGAUGUGAAGGGCGCUGGCUAGCCCAUAUCAGCUGUCGUAAUUUUAUAGGUUUACUGAAGGAACGGCAACCGCGUGGACGUGGGAGGACAGACAACAUGCCUCGACCAUUUCUACCAGUUCAUCUCACUCGUUCUUUGAUGGUUAGUUUGUGAUCCAGGUGUUCAUGCCUUCCUGUUUGUUCACAUUGUCGCCGUCUUGUUUUGCAUGAGAAUGACUUGGAAAGACUGUCCAUGGGUCGCCUCUUAUUGUAUUCUAAUUUAUUGUAUCCAAUUUUGGAAGGGGAACAUAAACUAUUAAAAAAAAAAAAGUUUACUACAUUAAAUGUAUUGUGCCGGUAAUGCGAGAAAACGUCUUUGGUAUAAGGGUGACAACGGGAGCUAGGCCAGGUGGAGAUUGUGUACAGGUGACAUUUACCCCUCAUCUUUCUGCUCUUCAGGAAGUUUUCUCUGACUGACGUUCAGUUGUCUGAUAUCAUUAUGGAGCGCUCUGUGCCGACAGAUGUAUAGUUUUUAUUGUAACUUUCCUUUACUGAACAUGAAGUCUACUAGCAUGCUACGAUGUGUGUUUGUGAAAAGAUGACCACCGCAACACGAACAUUGCAGUGACGAUGCAUUGUGUGCAUUCUGUAGAAGGACAACGGUGAAGUAGAGAGGCUGUAAAGAGGGAAACGUGUGCCAUAUGAGUAUCUGGUUGCCAUUAACAUUCAACUUCCUCUGACUUAAUUGGUUAUUUAUCGUUUUGUGGGAUGGUCACAGAAUUUUCGGGAGCCAUUAUGGAGGGUGGGUGGCAGGAGGAGAGGAGGGUAAACGGGAAAUAUUUAAUGUGUUUUUUUUUAACUGUCUUGUUCCGUUUGCUAUACUUGAUUGAUGUCAGUGAUUUCUUUUUAGAAGCAGAGUAACUUUCAUUCUCCCUCCGCAUUCGUCAUCAAUUAACUUGUUUUCCCCAAAACACAUUCCCCAGAUAGGUUUGGACUAGAGAGCCAGAGAUGUGAAGCCCUACCUGCCAUUCAAGGUGAAGACAUGUUUAAAUAAAACUUUGCCUGUGUUGAACGUGUGUUUUCAAUGACAAUCACAAUACUUUACAUAGCUCUUUGAAACGAUGUGAUCGCACUUGCAAUUCCACCUUUGCAUUUUCUGCUUUCACACCAGAGUUGUUGUGAGCAGUUCAAACACUGGAGUACUUUGUGUUUUUUGGUCAUCAAAGCCAAGCUGUCACUUGCAAAAACGUGUGACUAAACUUCAAGUCGUAAAUAAAAGUAAACCAUGCUAAGUUUA
Messenger RNA from Pungitius pungitius (ninespine stickleback), 3595 nucleotides. RefSeq names its product ras-GEF domain-containing family member 1C-like. NCBI's taxonomy places the organism in Eukaryota, Metazoa, Chordata, Actinopteri, Perciformes, Gasterosteidae. The transcript is spliced from 14 exons. Gene Ontology annotation, biological process: Ras protein signal transduction; positive regulation of GTPase activity. The record is from RefSeq and is a predicted model, not a curated record. The coding region runs from base 388 to 1851 and encodes 487 amino acids. Gene Ontology annotation, cellular component: plasma membrane. Gene Ontology annotation, molecular function: guanyl-nucleotide exchange factor activity.